UGUUAUGUAUUUAGCAAAUCAUUGACAUAAUGACAACCUUUCCGGGACGUGAACGUCCGUAUAAGAUCUGGUCAUCAAAUAGAGAGAUACGGAAGUCAGUGGUCGCACAAUCACUUGUCGAGUUGAAAGUGAGGGCCGCAGACAAGUUAGGCUACGAUAAUGUGACCGAUCUUAGGGUUGUCUUAGAAUCAGAUGGAACUGAAGUCGAAGAUGAAACAUACUUCCAAACGGCUGAAAAAGACACCAUAUUUUUGUUGCUCAAAGCCGAGGAACGGUGGUUACCUCCAGGGGUUGAAGCACUUAAAGCCGCAAUAAAUGCGAUCCCAAAGAUAGUAUGUGAUGCUCUUCGUACUCUGGAACUGGUCAAUGUUCCGCCCACUUGGAGUAUCAGAGAUGAUAAGGGAAACGUUACAGUUGUCCUUAAUUGGGAUCAAAAAGAGCGCUUCAGAAAGGGAACCGAUUAUGCGGAACCCACCUCAUGGAGGGUCGAGAUUCAUCCGACACAGCCAUCUGAUGCUCAAUCAUACCCAACUACUAGUAUACCAUUCAGCUCAACUGCCAGCACCAGUCGUGCCAAAGUAUCACUUGAUGGUCUUCAACAGAGACCAAUCACAAAAACACUGCCAUUUAGGACACUGUCCACCGAUGAGGAAGAAGAUGACUUUGAAAGGAUAGAGCAGUUAAGUCCAACACAUGACUUAGAUCACGACCACUCUCUCUGCGACUUUCAUUGCGCUGCACUUCAUAGAGGAGGGGGACAUAUAAGUGUAACCCGAUCUGCAGCUACAUCACCAGUUCAGGAAGGGAUCAGUAUUCCCAUAUUAGGUGCAGGUCUAUCAUCGUCAGCAGAAAGUAUUGAAGCCAUGCGAGCCACUGGAGCCAUCCCUAAGAAGUCCUCAACAGUUAAAGGUCACGUCAGAUUCAUGGACACCGAACCCACAAGAAUUGAGAUCUCAAACAAUAAUAACUCGGAGUCCGAGUCUGAAACAACUGAACGAGAAGAUGAACAGGUCUGCGAACGAUAUCUACUAUUAGUGGAUCAGCUAUCGAUGGAACACAAGAAACACUUAAAUAUCAAGGAUAUCGGUGUCAUAUUAGAAAGACUGAGCUCUAAAAUAAUAGAUAUCGACAAAUUAGAGAGAGAAAAGGAAAGUCAAGAUACACAUAAUUGGGUCAUUAAGGCCACCAUAAGGGGCGAAGUGCUUCGGGAGGUUGGCAUCAUUUACAAUGGACACUAUUAUUGUAUUGCAGAACAUCCGGGAUAUUUCUGA
Oppia nitens is the source of this 1271-nucleotide messenger RNA. RefSeq lists its product as uncharacterized. Lineage: Eukaryota; Metazoa; Arthropoda; Arachnida; Sarcoptiformes; Oppiidae. The transcript is spliced from 4 exons. The record is from RefSeq and is a predicted model, not a curated record. Bases 30 to 1271 code for a protein of 413 amino acids. Gene Ontology annotation, biological process: regulation of apoptotic process; apoptotic process.